GCGGUUUGCCUCCGCCCUUUGGCAGGCCGCCGACAGCAAGGGCUUCUACACUCGGCUUGACAACCCGUUGCGCGCCUCGCUGGCUUCUUUGGGCCAGGAGCCUGUGGACUCUGCCUGCUUGUCCCCGCCAGAGCCUGCCGGUGAGGUUAAGAGUGGUGUGCCGCGGCCCGUUGGCCAAAGGUUUGACUUCAUCCUAGUUGGUGGUGGCCCGCCUGGACUCACGGCCUCCUUGUCCGAGCGUGGCUUUGCUUGCGGUCCCUGUGUCUCUCCUGAGUUCUCUGUGCAUUUUGACGUGGCGAGCCCCGACUGUGUUGAGUGGCUGAUGUUCUUGAUGACCUCGGGUCGGCUUCGGUCUUUAGCCCUCUUCGUGCCCUGUGGGGCCUUGUCUGUGCUCAGGAGCCCACCGAAACGGCGUGACCUUGACGUGUGUGAGCAUCGGCGCCGCCUUGGCUUUAGGGUCGCCUGCUCCUGUUUGGCCCUUUUCUGGGUGGCGUGGCGAUGCGGUGUCCCCUCCUUGCUCUUGUGUUCGGGGACCUCCUCGCUCCUUGGUGAGGGUCGUUUCAGCUACUUGGCGAGCCUGCCUCGAGUCGAGUUCCUCCGUGCUUCCGCUUGCGCCCAGCGUGCCUGCCACCUUGGCUCCCUGGCCUUACUCGCCUCUGGACUUGAGGGUUUGGACUUGGCUCCUCUCGAGCCCCCCGGCUGCUGCCUGGCACCUCCUCUGGGUGAGUCCCGGAGGCCUGGUUUCUGCCCGAAGCUCGUUGCUGCCUUGAGCCACGCCUUUGCCAGUGUCCUCGACUCCUGUCCUCCUGAGCCCACUCCGAAGCGCGGCCUCGAAAGCCUUUUGGUCAAUGACCUGCUCGCCUCGGGGCACUGGCGCUCUGGCGUCGCUUGGUCUUGGAGGGAAGCUGCGCACAUUAACGUGCUUGAGGCGAAAGCCCUGCUCAGAGCCAUCCUCGACGCAGCCCAGUCAAGGGAUGAUCAGAGGCUGGUCGUUAUCACUGACUCUGGCGUGACCCUCGGUGCCGCCUGCAAAGGGAGAAGCUCCACCCGAGCCCUGGGGAAGGUCUUGAAAAGGAUCGCCUCGGUCCAGCUUGCAUGUGGCUUGCAGGUGAAGGCCCGAAGCAUGAACCCGCUGCCAGGGAGGCCGAACGACGAGACAGGCGAGCCACCCUCUCUCUGGCCUCUGGACGUCGAAGCCCUAGGCUCGGCGCUGACUGCCUACGGCCGGGAGCUUUUCGACAGUGGCAAGCCCUACUAUCACUUUUCGGAAUGUAUCAAUGCAGUUGCCGCAGCCGUGCCUUCUGUCAGAAGGCAGCUGCAGCAGCCUUGGGAUUUGGCGUUCUCGUGGUUGGCUUUGGAGCCCUACACCCACCACGUACCGAUGCCUGCAGUCCUUCUGCUUGCUACAUUGUCUUGCUGCCUCCUUUGGGGAUGGCUCCGAGAAGCUGGUAUUUUCGCUUUGUGCUGGGGAGGCAUUCUCAGAAUAGGUGAGGCAACCGGAGCUCGACGAGCAGACCUCAUCUUGCCCUCAGACGUCUUGGGUCUUCAGAGGCACGCGCUUCUGAGGAUCCAAGAACCGAAAACCCGACUUCGCGUCGCCAGGCAUCAGGCCGCGAAGGUGGAACAGCUCGAUCUGGUCCAUCUUAUCGGCCUUGCCUUUAGCGAGCUACCGGCAGGGACUUUGCUUUGGGAUCGAUCUCAGCAGACUCUUCGUAAGCGACUCGACUGCGUUUUGGCCCGUCUGGGCGUGACGACUCCCCGCGGAGGGAGACCGAUCGACUUGGGGUCUUUUCGGCCCGGGGGCGCGACCCACCUCUUGCAAAUUACCGAAGACAGCGAACUGGUUAGGCGCCGCGGCCGCUGGAUAUCGCCGAAGGUCAUGGAAAUCUAUUUACAAGAAGUGGCGUCCGUCGUCCUCUUCCCGAGCCAGCCUUACGAAGUCCGAUGCAAGAUCCUCGCCUUUGCUCAGCUCUUCCCGGAAGUGCUCGCUAAGGCGGACCUUUGGACGAGACAGAAGUUGCCUCACGCGUCCUGGUUCGCCCUCUUCUCCUCUGGCGGCUAG
Messenger RNA from Symbiodinium necroappetens, 2062 nucleotides. The record is from the annotation of a GenBank genome assembly. NCBI's taxonomy places the organism in Eukaryota, Dinophyceae, Suessiales, Symbiodiniaceae.